Zeugodacus cucurbitae (melon fly) is the source of this 3631-nucleotide messenger RNA. RefSeq names its product zinc finger protein 845-like. The record is from RefSeq and is a predicted model, not a curated record. Gene Ontology annotation, biological process: regulation of transcription by RNA polymerase II. The transcript is spliced from 8 exons. Gene Ontology annotation, molecular function: zinc ion binding; DNA-binding transcription factor activity, RNA polymerase II-specific; RNA polymerase II transcription regulatory region sequence-specific DNA binding. Gene Ontology annotation, cellular component: nucleus. Bases 154 to 3465 code for a protein of 1103 amino acids. Lineage: Eukaryota; Metazoa; Arthropoda; Insecta; Diptera; Tephritidae.
UGUAUAGAAAAUAUAUCGAUGUAUAUCGGAAGGUCAAAAACAUCGGUUUUCUUCCGAUGUUUUUUCUGCAUCCAUAUCACUGGCAUGUUGUAAACAAAUUAUUUUGUAGAAUUUUAGUGUUCUAUUUCAAUGCCAUUGUAGUAAGUUAUUAAAAUGUUUAAUGAGACAUGCUGUUUAUUAUGCUUAGAAAGUUCAAAGGAUCAAAUAGAUUUGGAUUGCACAGAUGGAUUCGAUUUGAAUGGACGAGAAGUGAUUGAAUUGCAUUUUAAGGAGGAGUUGGAUAUGAUGACACAAAUUGAAAUAAAAUUCAUUUGUCGGAAAUGUUGGGAUUUAGUAGAAACAUUUCAUAAAUUUUAUGAACAUGUCAAGCAAGUACAUAAGGAAGCGGCGAACACAUUGAAAAGUGUCACUUUGGAAAAGGAUAACUUUGAAAUAAAAGAAGAAAUCAAUCAGAAUGAUGACGCACAAAUUGAACUCAAACGUCGUAGGGGACGUCCUAGACGCCAAAAGGCGCCUGAAACUGUGGAAGUACUUUGUGAGCCUGCCAUACCGCUUAAAGAAUGUCAAGUUAAAAUUGAAGAAUUAAUAUUACCCCCCACAAUUGAUUCCAAAGAUAUCUAUAAUUCAGCUGAGAUUGUUUCUGAACCAUUAGAGGUUAAAGAUGAGACUUCCCCUGAGGACUUUGUGGAUAAUUUCAAUUGUUUUGAUGGUGAGAAUAGUAGGUCGGUGAGCUCAACUUCUGUAAACUCUGAGAGUCAAGAGGAUGAUGAAAAACCAAAAAGACGGAAAUUAAAAACAAAAAAAUCUACAAAACCGUAUAACAAAAAACGGCACAAAACAUCGGACCACGAUGAGUUUAUAGCACAACAUUUUAAAUUGACUUGCUCUCUCUGUGAAAAAACUAUAAACGAUUUUCGAGAAUUGAAAAUUCAUUAUCGCCAGGUUCAUCAAACCAAUGGCUAUGCAAAGUGUUGUGGUAAAAAAUUGUACAAUCGCGGCGUUCUAGUUGACCACAUACACUUUCACAAUAAUCCUGAAUAUUUCAAAUGUCAACUUUGUGAGAAAGUCUUAUGCGAUCGUAGUAAUCUCGAAUCACAUUUACAGCAUUUUCAUGAUUCCAAAGAACGUACCACAUAUAAAUGCGAAAUAUGUUCUAAAUGUUUUUAUCGACGCAAAGUACUGGCACGACAUAACCUUAUACAUGCACCCGAAGAAGAGAGAAAUGUUAAAUGCACACAGUGUGAGAAAACAUUCUGCAACCAGUACACUAUGAAGCAACAUCUAAAUCUCAGCCAUCUCAAUUUAUACGCUAAAAUUUGUGAUAUUUGUGGCAAAUCACUGAACGGCAAAGACGCCUUUCAACGGCAUCAGGAAGAGCAUGCUGGUGUGCAAAGGACAUUAGAGAGGUGCAAAUUAUGUAAUAUAGAGUUAAAGACGAAAUAUGGUCUGGCGAGACAUAUGAAAACGAUGCACACCGAACAAUAUCAAACGCCGCAGGUUUGCACAGUUUGCUCUAAAGUAUCGCCCACACUACGGGCGCAUAAAAGUCACAUGGAAUAUAUGCACAGCGGGAAAAAACACAUUUGCAAUGUAUGCGACAAAACAUUUAAACUACCCAAAUGUUUAAGGGAACAUAUGGCCACGCACACCGGCGAAACAUUGUAUACUUGUACAUUCUGUCCUCAAACUUUCAAUUCCAAGUCGAAUAUGUAUGCUCAUCGCAAGCGAAAACAUCCGAAGGAGUGGUCUGAAAAAUGUUCAAAGCGAAUUAUUUCGACUGGAAUGGUGCAACAGGCGCAAAACGAGUUAAUGCCUAUGGCGAUUGUUAAAAUGUUUAAUGAGACAUGCUGUUUACUAUGCUUAGAAAGUUCAAAGGAUCAAAUAGAUUUGGACUGCAAAGAUGGAUUCGGUUUGAAUGGAAGAGAAGUAAUUGAAUUGCAUUUUAAGGAAGAGUUGGAUAUGAUGACACAGAUUGAAAUAAAAUUCAUUUGUCGAAAAUGUUGGGAUUUAGUAGAAACAUUUCAUAAAUUUUAUGAACAUGUCAAGCAAGUGCAUAAGGAAGCGGCGAACACAUUGAAAAGUGUCACUUUGGAAAAGGAUAACUUUGAAAUAAAAGAAGAAAUCAUUCAGAAUGAUGACGCACAAAUUGAACCCAAACGUCGUAGGGGACGUCCUAGACGCCAAAAGGCGCCUGAAACUGUGGAAGUACUUUGUGAGCCUGCCAUACCGCUUAAAGAAUGUCAAGUUAAAAUUGAAGAAUUAAUAUUACCCCCCACAAUUGAUUCCAAAGAUAUCUAUAAUUCAACUGAGAUUAUUUCUGAAGCAUUAGAGGUUAAAGAUGAGUCUCUACCCGAAGACUUUAUGGAUAAUUCUAUAUCAGCCGAGAGUUCAGACUCUGAUGAAAAAGACAGUGAGGAUGAAGAUCAACCGUCACAAAGAAGGUCACGUAAAAUAAAAAACAAAAGUAAAGGCGUAAAUAAAAAAACUGCGGAAUCGGAUGAAUAUAUUGCAAAGAAAAAUUUUAAAUUUACCUGUUGCAUUUGUCAAAUUCCAUUACAACAUUUUAAACAUUUGAAAAGUCAUUUUCGUAAAGAGCAUCAAACGAGUGGUUAUGUGCUCUGUUGUGGUAAAAAAUUACCAGAGCGUCGUUUAUUAAUUGAUCAUAUUCAUUUUCAUGAAGAUCCCGACUACUUUAAAUGUAAACAUUGCGGAAAGCGAAUGUCGGAACAACGUAGCCUCGAUCUGCAUCUUCAGUAUGCGCAUGGCAAUCGGGAACGAGUACAUCGUUGCUCCAUUUGUUCGAAAGGAUUUUUCCGCGCCUCUUGCUUGAAACAGCAUUAUAAUACGCAUGUUACAGAAGAUCAAAAAACAGUACCGUGCUUAGAGUGUGGUAAAACCUUCCCCGAUGACGUUGAAUUAAGAAAACACAUGCGUCUAACACAUUUGAAUGUUUAUGCAAAAAUAUGUGAUAUUUGCGGUAUAUCGAUAAAGGGGCGCGAUGCGCUCGAACGACAUCAGGCUGAACAUGCAGGCGUGCCACGAAAACUAAUAAAAUGUGAUCUAUGUGAUGCUGGGCUCACUACGAAAUAUGGCUUAGCACGUCAUAUGAAAACUAUGCACACCGAGGAGUAUCAAACGCCGCAAGUCUGUCCGAUCUGCUCUAAAUUGUCACCAUCUCUGCAGGCGCAUAAUAACCACAUAAAAUAUAUGCACUCCUUACAAAGGAAACAUGUGUGCAAACUAUGUGACAAAGCUUUUAAACGGCUUACCGAUUUCAAAGAGCACAUGGCCACACAUACCGGAGAAGCUUUAUAUACCUGUAGUUUUUGUCCACAAACUUUCAAAUCGAAUGCCAAUAUGUAUUCUCAUCGAAAGAAGAAACACGCUAAAGAGUGGGCAGAGCAGUGCGCGUUGAAAAAAAGCUUGGCGGUACCUUUAAAGAAGGCCAUCGCAACUGACCAAUAAAACAAUUUUAGCAAAUAUGGUGGAAACCAUAUAUUUUUCGGUUGAUUUUAACAAAUUUGUAAAUUUUUUAUUAAUAUUUUGAUUAAUAAGUUUUAAUUUGUAUUUUUCCGAAAAAAAUCACAAAGCUAUAAUAAUGCAGAGUAAAAAAAUAAAAAAAAAUAUUUAU